Messenger RNA from Letharia lupina, 1410 nucleotides. RefSeq lists its product as uncharacterized. Gene Ontology annotation, cellular component: nucleus; Smc5-Smc6 complex. Gene Ontology annotation, biological process: double-strand break repair via homologous recombination; protein sumoylation. Gene Ontology annotation, molecular function: zinc ion binding; SUMO ligase activity. The transcript is spliced from 3 exons. Bases 1 to 1410 code for a protein of 469 amino acids. NCBI's taxonomy places the organism in Eukaryota, Fungi, Ascomycota, Lecanoromycetes, Lecanorales, Parmeliaceae. The record is from RefSeq and is a predicted model, not a curated record.
AUGGCCUCCUCAGCUAGAUCUCGACCUUCAGCAACUUCCAAUCGACAAAGGUCAGGACCUACCCCCCUUCCCACAUACCAGCCUCCCCAACAUCCUCUGAACGAGAAUGCCAUACGCGCCGUCCAGGACCUCCCUCGCAAUCACAAACUCGACUCUCUCAAAGCUCGGCUGAAUGCCGCAAACAAUCACCUAGCAGGGGCAGCGGUUGAUAUCAACGAUCGCUUGGUAGCCCAGAUUGCCCUACACGAGAAGUCUCGGGCCAGACGAGAGAAGCAGGGAUCCCAGGAAGACAAUGAAGAAGAAGAGAUGGCCAUGGAUGAGAAGCGGCAGCAGACAAUUGAAUUGACCGGUAGAUUGGAGUCGGGUGUCCGCAAGAUAAUCGAUGCAAAGUUCGAAGUAGAGGGCGUUGAGAAGGCCCUCAGAGAACUCGAGACAAAUGUCGCGAACAAUCGAGGUGCUAUCGCGCCUACCCAGAGCACGCUUGGGGCGAGUCAGUUCAGACCAAACCGACGAAGACGAGGUGGGGACGCGGACGCUGAAGACAGCGAAGAUGAUACCGAGUCCGCUGGAGAGAACGGAGGCGCUUUGGAUUUCAUCAAGCGGAAGGUAGCAGAACAAAAUUCGACAUAUCAGAACGAGACUAUGUCCUUUCGCUACGCGCAGAACAACGACUACGUUGGCUUUAAGAAGCUCGUCUACGACGCUCAAUUCCCGGGCGACGAUGCACCACUAAUGCCACACUCAUCCACAUGGUUUUCUGAUCAGUCUCCGAAUAUGUCUGACCGUAAUACGCGCGGAGCGGCGGCAGCACCAGGCAGCCAAACAGCUGGCAAUGACGAUGAUCUGGCUGUAGCUUCUGAGCGAAUUAGUAUCAAGUGUCCGAUCACAUUGCUACCUAUGAAAGAUCCUGUUACGAGCACCAAGUGCCCCCAUAGUUUCGAAAGAGAAGCCAUAUUGAGCAUGAUCGAUGCCAGCGACGUAAGAGUUGAUGGAAGUGGUAGACGAGGAGCAGGUGGCAAGAAGGCCAUGCAAUGUCCCGUGUGCACAGUCAUGCUCACAGCCGACGACGUCGCGGCCAACCCCGUCCUUGUCCGCAAAAUUCAACGUAUACAAGCUGCCGAAAAUGCUCAAAUCCAGGACGACUCCGAUGACGAUGACGUGAGAGCACCGACAAGUGGGCGGCUCCGACCUGAAGAGAUCGGUAGCUCGCCAGCAAGAACCCGCACAACUCAAGUCAAAAACGAACGACGAAGCCAAGCGCUGAGAAACAAGAGCAGAGAGGUAUCGAUGGUGCCAAAUUCACAAGUACAGGGGCUCGUAAAUGAGGGGCAGGGAAGACCAAGCAGCUCCGCGGCAACGCAAGUUGUUGAUCUCGAAGAAGACGAUGAGGAUGAGGAUGCGGAGGAAUAG